Messenger RNA from Medioppia subpectinata, 1229 nucleotides. The record is from the annotation of a GenBank genome assembly. NCBI's taxonomy places the organism in Eukaryota, Metazoa, Arthropoda, Arachnida, Sarcoptiformes, Oppiidae.
AAAUUAUUGUCAAAUGUUUUGUUUUGUUUGUGUUUUUCUCGCUUUUAAUUUCAAUUAAACACAUGUUUUGUGUGAUAUUAACCGUCAGUUGACACCCAUUAUCAACCAUUACCACCAUCUGAAUGGCCAUCGAGUUUGUCAAGGGUUGGCAUCUGUCAAACGUGUUGGGAGAGGGAGCUUAUGGAGAAGUCCGGCUUCUGGUGAAUAUGGAGACCAAUGAAUGCGUGGCCACGAAAGUGAUUGAUCUCCAGAAGUAUCCCAACGCUCGCAACCAAAUCAAGAAAGAGACUUGUAUCCAUCGGAUGCUAAAACACGAGAAUAUCAUCAAAUUUUACGGCCAAAGAACCGAUGAAACCAAUGAAUACAUAUUCUUGGAGUACGCGUCCGGUGGAGAGCUCUUCGACAGAAUUGAACCGGACGUAGGAAUGGACACAAGUUCUGCCCAUCGGUUCUUUGUUCAGCUGAUCUCUGGUGUCGAGUACUUGCACUCAAAGGGUAUAGUUCAUAGAGAUCUUAAGCCCGAAAACAUAUUACUCGAUGACAACGAUAUUAUAAAGAUCUCUGACUUCGGAAUGUCUACACUAUUCAGACAUUCGGGAAAAGAGCGUCUUCUUAACCAGAAGUGCGGAACCGUCCCGUAUAUGGCGCCCGAGAUAUUCAUCCACAAGGAGUACAGAGCAGAGCCCGCAGACAUAUGGAGUUGUGGUGUAAUUCUGGUCACUUUAUUGACGGGUGAACUGCCGUGGGAUAGACCGACACCCGAAUGCAAGUCUUAUAAGGCCUGGAGGGAUGAGUCUCUCCUUAAAACGUACGCCUGGAAUAAAGUCGAUACUCUAGUUCUUUCACUACUUCGGAAGAUAAUGAGCCCAAACGUUACCAAACGAUACAAUUUGUCUCAAAUAAUGGUUCACCAGUGGUUUAAGAAGAGGUUUUCCAACAGUUCCAGUCAACCGAUGUGUUCCCCACUAUUUAAGGCCAAAAGACAGUGCACUACAAGUGCUGACGCAAUCGGGAGGUUGUCGUCGGCUUCACAGCCAAUCAACGCAUUGGCCAAUCUUCAGAUGACUGCUACGGGACUUCCGAGUGAUGACGCUCUCAAACACAUCUGUUUCUCACAGCCGGCGGCGGUCGACAACCUGUUCCUCAGCACUCAAAUGUUGUCCACCCCUUUUGGAAGCUCUCAGAGUUAUAUGGUUUCUGAACACGCCGCUUACUGGGCUAAGAAAUGA